Molecule: messenger RNA, 3966 nt
Organism: Tetrahymena thermophila SB210
Lineage: Eukaryota; Ciliophora; Oligohymenophorea; Hymenostomatida; Tetrahymenidae
Product: cation channel family protein
Exons: 5
Biological process (GO): regulation of membrane potential; potassium ion transmembrane transport
Cellular component (GO): membrane
Molecular function (GO): voltage-gated potassium channel activity
Source: RefSeq, a predicted model, not a curated record
AUGAAUGAUACUGAAGAAUGCAUGAAAGAUACUAAAAUAAAUAAAUAAACUAUAAUAUCUGAAACAGAUACUUUUUCAAAUGAAAAAUAAAAUAAUUCUAAACAAAUAUUUUAGCUAAUUUAAGAUAGUAAAUUUACUGAAGAGGAAGCAUCUCAAGUUUCUUAAGCUGAUAAAUAUGAUGAAGAAAGCUAUUAUGAAGAAUAAAUAGAUGCAGAUGAUGGAGCAAAACAGAGAAGAUAAUAUUUUAAUAACCCAUUAAUUAAAAUCAAGUCUGUUGAGGAUGAUUCUGUAUGUUCAUAUAGCGAAUAUGCGAGCAAUCGGCUUGUAAACUCUAAACGGAUAAAUUAAUAGUAGAGUUUUGAUGCAAAAAAUACAUUAAAUGGAAGUAGAAACAAUAAUAGUAAAAAUAUGAAUCAAAGCUAAAUUAACAAUGAAAUUGUAAUAAAUUUAAACAAUUUAUAAUAAGGUUAAGAUAAAGGAAAUUUAUUGAAUUCGAACUCUUAGAAUAUUAACAUUUACAAUACUACCAAAAGCGAAUUAGCAAAGCUUAUAAGUGUAAGUUAGCCUAUUUAAGAUGUUAACGAUACUGAUAAGGAAGUUAAAUUUAAUAAUCUUUAGUAUAACAACAAACAAUAAACAAUAAAUUGUAAAACAAUACAAAUAGAUGAUAAAAAUUAACAUAUAUAAUAUAAUUCUGGCAUGUAGCAUGAUAUUAUUAAAGAAGACUCAGGUUUGAUGGGAGUUUGGAAAAAGUCAUCUUUACUUAUUAUAACAUUAGUUAAGAAAUUUCAAAGUAUGCUUAUGUCCCAUAGUAAUUAAAAUAAAUUUAGAGCACUAGACAAAAAACACUUUUUAGUAAUAGGAGAUAAAUCAGUAAAUUAUUUGUAUUACACUAAAUAUAAGUAGGAAUAAGAUCAGCUUUAUUUAAAAAAGAUGAAAACCUAGGGAACUAUGUUAAAUAUGAGGCAAGGUCUUUAAUCAAAAGGCAAGAAAAACCUUCAAUACUUUAGACAAAUAUCCAAUAAUACAAUAUAAAAUGAAUAAAUAAAGGGAAAUUGCUUGUUUUUGAUUCUCCUUUCUUUACUUAAAAACGUGAAAGUAAUUUAACCUAAUUCUAGGUUCAAGAUAAUAUGGAAUAUAGUUAUUUUUAUCCUUUUGAUUAUAAACUUCUUUAUUAUACCUCUCAAGCUGUGCUUUGCAUCUUUUAUGACAAACAAUAACAUAUUUAAAUACUUGACAUUUGUUACAGGAACUACUUUUUCACUUGAUACAAUAAUGAACUUUAAUUCAGCUUACUUCUCAAAAGGCCUUAUAAUUACAGAUAGAAAAAAAAUUAUUAAAAACUAUAUGAAAAAAAAUUUUUUUAUUGAUUUAUUCACUCUUCUUGCAUUCUCUUUUUCUUAAUUUUCAUACAUUUAUUUUGAAGCAGGCAUUCUGAUCAAGAUUCUUAAGCUUGCACCAAUAAUGGAGAAUUUCGAAGAAAUUCUCAAUCUAAGAUAAAGAGGAUAAGCUAUCCUCUCUCUCUUAAAGCUAAUUAUUUUUAUUCUAAUGGUAACCCAUAUCCUUGGCUGUAGCUUCUUUUUGUUAGCGCGCUUAGAAGAAUAGUACUUUACAAAUACAACCAACUGGAUUGAUUCUAAAGGCAGUUGGGACAAAGAAUGGUAUGACUAAUACAUACUUUCAUUAUAUUGGGCAGUAGUUACGAUGAUUACAGUCGGCUAUGGUGAUGUGGUACCUUAAAAUACGUGGGAGAGGCUUUUCUGUAUUAUUGUUAUGCUAAUUUCUUGUGGUGUUUUUGGUUAUGGCAUCAAUCAGAUAGGUCGAAUUUUAGAAGAGCUUUCUAAGAAAGAUGCUAUCUUUAGAGACAACAUAUCCCUUAUAACCUCAUAUCUCAAACAGUCUAAAAAAUCAAUCGCCAGACCUCACUUUUCCUCUUAUAUUUAUUUAUUUGUAACAAAACUAUUAUAUUUAUUUGAUUUAGGUUCUUUGAAAAAUGAGCUUGCCAGUGAGAUGUACAUUAAAAUUCUAAAUGAUUAAAAAGUGUUCAGACUUAACUUCUCUUAAGGUUUUAUUGCAGAUUUGUCAUUAAAAAUGAAAGAAAAAAGAUUAGGUCCUGAGGAGUUAAUCUUUUAAGAGAGAGAUUAUUUAGAUAGACUUUAUUUUCUCAUAAAAGGUUAAGUUGAGUUAUUUGUAAAUGUUAGGGAUUCAAAUAACAAUUUGACAACUUCUGUCAAUAUUUUAAGUAAAGGUCGUCUUUUAGGUUAGGCCGCCUUCUUUACUUAAUUGCCAUGUAGCACUGGUGCUAGAUGCGUAAAUGUCACAUCUUUAAUAUUUAUAACAAGAGAUGAUUUCAUAGAUGUCAUAAGGAAACACUCAAAGGAUUACGAAAAAUUUUGCAUGUUAAGAGAUAAUAUUUAAGUAAAUCAUAUUUCAAGAGGGUUAGGAACAAAAUGUCAUUUAUGUGGUUCUUUUAAUCACUCGUUUUAGUCAUGUCAUCUUGUUAGAUAUACACCAAUGAAAGAGAAGGUGAUAUUAAGGUAUAAUAGAAUGGAGCAAGGUAGAGAUCCUAAUUAUGUCAGAAAUGAUAGGAGAAAUCCUACUUCUAGUGCAAGGAUAGCUCAUGAAUAUUUAAAAGAUACAGCAAUCAACUUUUUAUUAGAUUUUAAUCCAGAUGAAACAGGUGAAGAGACAGUUUUAGAAGUUAUCGAAAACUUAAAAAAAUAUUAUGCUAAGGAAGACAUGAAAUGGAAAACUUAAGUUUUGUCUGAGAAAAUAAUUUGUGAAGAUAUAAAUGAGUAUUUUAACGAUUAGGGCUAAAGUCCUGGGGUGGUAUAUGAUGCAAAUAGUGCGAUUUUAAAUAGUGAGAAUAUAGUUAGAUAAAUCUCUCUAUAGUAAUCUUCGUAAUAGUAAGAGAGCAAUUUGUAAUAGGCACCUUUCAGUCGUAAAAAGAAAAAGACAUUAUCUUUCAUAGUACCAGAUGAUUUAAAUUCAGAUUCAAACUAAUCAAAUUAAUAACUAAAUGGACUUAAUUCACCUUUUAAAAGAAAGAGAUUUAAAGAAAGUAAAGAUAAUGGAAGCAGUUCUGAAAAUCUUAACAACUUUUCAUUAUAAAAUAAUAACUUACCUUAGUAAACUAGUAACGAAGCAAAAGAGAUUACUUAAGUUACUAGUAAUUUUAACCCUAAUGUAGAAAAGCCUAUAACUAUAGGAGGGUUUUUAAAAUAAAAAAGCUAUAUGUAAUUUAAAACAACUUCAAGUAGACCUUAAGAAGAUUCGCUUGUCGGAAACAACUCAGAUUUAAUAUCAAAUCAUAAUUAGGCUUAAACAAAUUUACUUAAAUCUACAAAAAUGAUAAAAAGAAGAAAUAACAUUAUAGGAGGAGUAGAUGAUGAAGCCAUUAAAAAGAAUUCCUUUUGCGAUAUUAUAGAUUUUGAUCGAUACAUGAUAUUUGAAAUAUAUUUUGUAGAAGGAAACAUAAAUAAAGUUCUCGAACACUAUAAUAAUUAUUAUAUACACCUCAAGAAAGAAGAAAAUGAUCUUAUUGCUAAAAAGAGGAACCACUUAAAAAGAAUGGUAACGAAAAGAAAAUUAACUAAGUCAGAAAGGUCAAUGAAUAUUUUAAAAAAUAAAAUAAUACAAAAACGGUCUUAGAAUGGAAAGCAUGGUACAUAUUAUACAUAAAACAUUGAGUCACCGACUUGCAAUUUUUCAGUAAAGUCUGGAAAAACACUUUAAUUAUUUAGAGUGGGAGGAGGAGGAACAGAUGCUAUAGGAAUAGAUUCAUCUGCUAAAAAUUAAAAUAAUCUAAAUUAAGGCAUUUCAUUUAAUGAUUAUUUAAAAAAGAAUGAAAUCAGCAAAUCAGCAAAUAUAAUAUUUUCAUAAAGCGGAGCAUAAAUAGAUAGUUCAGAUAAGUAAUCUGACAAGCCUCCUAAUUUUAAAUAGUCAGUUCUAUCCUUAAAGAAUUGA